This is a messenger RNA of Triticum aestivum (bread wheat), 4459 nucleotides long. Its product is annotated as heavy metal-associated isoprenylated plant protein 28. The record is from RefSeq and is a predicted model, not a curated record. Bases 178 to 693 code for a protein of 171 amino acids. Lineage: Eukaryota; Viridiplantae; Streptophyta; Magnoliopsida; Poales; Poaceae. The transcript is spliced from 3 exons. Gene Ontology annotation, molecular function: metal ion binding.
GUCUAUCCAGGAGCUGACUUGACCUUAAAAAUAAAUAUCCAGGCCUUUGUCACUUGUCAUCUCCUUCGGCCCCUUAUAUGCAUCCCUACAUUGUCCUAGCAGAGCACUCUGAGUUGGAAAGGAGCUCGACUUUGUCAGGCUCACAUCGCGUAGCCUCUCCAAGAGCAGUCUGCAGCCAUGACGAUCGUGGAGAUGCAGAUGAACAUCGACUGCGACGGCUGCGAGGACAACGUGAGGAAGGCCCUUCUGAGGCUUCAAGGCGUGCACUACGUGGACGUGGACCGAGCGCGGGACAAGGUGACGGUGACCGGCACGGCGAGCCAGAAGAAGGUGCUGCGCGCGGCGCGGCGCACGGGGAAGCUCGCCGUGCUGUGGCCGUCGGCGUACGACCCGGGGUACCACCACGCCUACGCCUACGCUCACGCACAGCCGGCCUAUUACUCCUACCAGGCCAAGCCCGCCGCCGCCCACGCACACCGCAACUACAACAGCGUUCCGCACGGCAAGAGCGGGUACAUGCCGGCGGCGCAGUACGGCAGCGCCAGCUCGUACAACUACCACGUCCAUGGCUACUACGACUCGGACCUCCACGGGUACUACCACCAGCAGCAGGGGCUGUCCAACGCCGCCGUGCCUGUCGACGCGGGGAGCUACUUCAGCGACGACAACCCCAGCGCCUGCUCCGUCAUGUGAGUGCACAGCUGACCGGUGGUCGCUCCGAUGCCUACGAAUUGGCCUCUGCAUCGUGUACAUACGUCUCUUGUGGAUAGUUCUCUCUGUCAAGGUGCUCUGUUAAGACACUGAAGCCUAUGUUUGGAACAAGAAAUUUAUGCAAGUUAUCCGGGUUUAAUAUAUGCAAGUUUUUCCGUGAAGAAACACAGUACAAAUGGAGACGCUCGUAUACACGCACGUACACUCACCUAUGGAUGCGCACACACACAACCUAUCCUCUGAGCACUUUUGAGAAACCGAGUAGGUAAAUCUUCUCCCACUGAAAUCACCACAUGCACCUCAUAGUCGAUGGAAAUAUCGUCCCCGCUGAACGUACAUCGUUGAAAUGCCUGAAAUAAUCUAAGGAAAAUGUGAGCAUCAACAAAUAUGGGACUUUGACCUAGGUUGACUGGUUCCACCACAAGAAACCUAACCAACUUAUCAACACUAGUGUUGAUGACAAUAUAAUUAGUGAUGACUAAUGUUGUUUAUCAAGUGAAUCUUAGGACAUUACUCUCUCGGUGAUUGUCAACAGACAUGGUUGACCCUCUAUUUAAAAAGGGAAAAGGCGCCGGCUUUUCGAAAAUUCAAAGGUUUCCAAUUUUAUUCGAAUCAUAGGAUAGCCGCACUAUUAAGACAAGUUUUUGAAGAAGGUUAGGAUCAUCCUAAACAUUACCUCCCCCAAAGUGCCAAAUUCCUUUGAGGCCUCAUUUGGUUGCAGGGUUUCCCGGGGGAUCCCCGCUGUUUCCCCGGGCCGGAGAACCACGGGCCGAGUUGGCCCAGGGAAAUGAGUUGGUCAUUUGGACCGCAUCCAUCUCGGGGUAACCCUGCCCGACCCACGUCCUUUCCACGGGGAGGAAACCCACGACCCCAGAGCUCGGGGAGGAAAUCCACGGCUCGAGCGAGACGAGCGAACGGCAACGCCGUCGACCAAGAUCUAGCGCCCUCGACCGCCUCCGAGCUCCUCCGCCGGUGACAAGAAGCGACGCUCCCGACCCCCUCCCUCCAGUGCUGAGGAUCCAAGCUCCGCCCGUCCAGCGACGGCGACGGACCGCGGCCGUCACCGUUCUCCUUCCCCAGAUCUCCCCUCCUCCUCCAAGCUCCGAUCCCCUCCGGCGACGUCGGCGGCAACGGUUCCGCGGACGUUACUAUCUCAUCUGAUCAAGGGUUUGCCCCCUCCUCCUUCCCCCAUAUUUUUCUUUUCAGUUCAUGGCUUCACCAUCCCUGAUCUUGAACCACCGGUUCCAUACGAGCUUGUAUUUUUCUUGUGUAGUUCUUGAACCACCAGUUCCAUAUGAGUUGUAUUUUCAUGUGUGCCAGCUACGAUUUGUUUCUAUGUAGCAUGCUAUGCCGCCCAUCGAAUUGUGAAAAGUAGUCUGAAGCUUGAUGCAUAUAGUUGCUCAUACAUUUGGUAAAACUUUGGACUUGUAUGCACCAGAUUGGGUCAGUUGGUUCAAUUUCAUAGCUAUGUAUCUGUCCAUAGUAUUUUCAUUGUUGACAUCAGAUUUCAUAUGUUAUAUGAGGUACAGGACACUGAUUACUGAUUAGAUUUAGAUACAAGCAGAUCAAUAUAGUUGUAUGAAUCAAGUUCUUGUGAGCAGGUGACAUUUGUGAGCAACUAUUCUGCAUAUAUUUUAGAUAGAAACUAGCAAAACAACGCCACUGUUUUUCUUAAUUGACAUGAAUCAACGCCACACCACUCUUGCCUUAAGAACGUGUAAGAACUGGACUGCUCCGGAUUCUUUUUUUGCCCAUUUAGUUUGGCCGCCGUCAAAUUUUUAUUUGCGACAUGAAUUCACGCCACCACCCUUGCCUUAAGAACGUGUGAGAACGGGACUGCUCCAGUUACCUUUUUUGUCCAUCAAGGUUGGCUGCCGUCAAAUAUUUACUUGUACGUGUUCUUUUUGGAUGUACUUGAGUGGCUUCUCGAUUCCAAUCUGGCCUAGGUCAAAAAUGUUUUGACUCCUACGUACAAAUCUAUAUUAGCUUCUUUAAAUCUGUACCAUUCUUGUUUGCUAGUUAAAUCUAGUCCGUUCAUUCUAAUAAUACAAUAGAUAAUAUCUCGAGCACUGCUGCCUGUUGCAGGCUUUUCAACUCACUAUAUGAGCUUGAUCUUGUUAUCUUUAAUCUGUCAUUGAGAAGAAAGCAAGAAAGGUAUGGGAAAGCUUAAAUUUAUUGGUUGGUAUGAAUUGAACAGCUGGCCAAGAAGAGAUGUGAUUGGUGAUGUUUAUGUUCUGAGUUCUGCUGCCGUUUACAUGAUAAAGCUUUUGCUGCUGGUUCUUAUUAGAUGAACCAAAGAGUAAAGGUAGAGGUGAGAUAAUUUGUUUUCUUCCUAAGGUGUAUAGCUGUACCUCCAAGAUAGGCAAGAGCAAUUUAAUAGUUCAUUUUAGUUUUCUACCUAUAGUUCCAGGAAGGUGGAGCUGUAGCUGGAAGGUACAGGAGACAUAUGUAUCUUACUUUUUUCUUGUUUGUUCACUUCCAGAUAGACGGACAUACGGCUGUUUAUAGCAAAGCAUGAGUAGAAAUGGUUGCAAAUGUGCAAAUAAAGGUGUAUAGUAGAAUCAUACAUCUAUUUCAAGCAGAUCAGUUGUUGAUUUCUCUUCACUGGCUUUGGUUUCAUCAUGCCUUUGUUUAUAUUCAGCAGAUCAGCUGUGGUGUGACACCUAUUUAAUGGUGUGUUUAAUGCUCUCACAAACCCAUGAUCAAAGAAUGACCAUAUACUGAUAUGCAUAAGUUUAUAAGCUGUUUAUUGACCUAUAUGCAGUGUUGUGUCUUCAGUGCAAAUGAUCGUGCCGUGAUUUUGCCAUGUAAGGACCUGGAAAAUGAACCAAUGGUAGUUCUUGGAGGGCAAACUCUGUUCAUCAUUGUUCUCUUUGUAGAUACCCAUUGAGACAAACAAUAUUAUUUUGUGUCUACUCUUUUAUUCACUUACUUCAAUAUGUCUUAGAUUAAUCGAAGCAAUCUUUUUUUUCUUGAAUAUGUUGAUACAAUUUAUGUGCAUUUAUUUUGAAAAUGCAUAUUUUCCCAUGGCAUGAAGGUCUUAGAUAUAUCUGGGUGAGCACAACGAAAAGCAUUGCAAGUCGAUCAUUUGAUUUAAGCGUAGUUGGUAAUGUAUUACACCAAUCAAAAUAUAAUAAUGAACAACAUUGUGACCUUACGGAGCUGCAAAGCGCACGAUUACUUCAAGUGAAUAUUAAAUCUGAGUACUUUGUAGUGAUUGCAAGUGGCAUUUUGGUUCUUAGGACAUUCUGAUUCUGAGUACUUUGUAGAGCUUCAAAGAAGCUUGAAGAUAUUAAUAUUCUUUUCACAAGCAAUUUAGUCGAUUUUUUAUGCACACUGCACAUAUCAUAUAUUGGUUCAUACUAUUUCAUCUUAAUCCAUUUAUACUUAAAAAUAGUCUAUUGAAACUGAACUGGUGCUAACUUAAUAUUUUGUGUAGUUCAGUCAACAUCAAGAUGCGGUACCUGAUGUCCAUGUAGAGUGGAGAAACGACUUGAGUAGGGCUAGUGAUCGCCGCCUUGCAGUUCAUCUAAUUUGAAAGUAUCUCUGCCUUGGACAUGGCAAGUGAUAAUUCAAUUUUCUUUUGUCGUGAAUAAAUUUGAAUGAUGUAGCACAUGAAAACGAUUUAGGCCAACGGUUGAUCUCAAUGAUAUGUGGACUGACCAGUAUCUGAACCCUUGUGAACUGAUGGUUUUAUGUAUUUGUUUAUAUGAAUUCUGAGAUUUUAUGUAUUUGUUUUUUAGAAUUA